Molecule: messenger RNA, 2225 nt
Organism: Pisolithus orientalis
Lineage: Eukaryota; Fungi; Basidiomycota; Agaricomycetes; Boletales; Pisolithaceae
Product: AMP binding protein
Exons: 9
Coding region: 4-1815 (603 amino acids)
Biological process (GO): secondary metabolic process
Molecular function (GO): CoA-ligase activity
Source: RefSeq, a predicted model, not a curated record
ACCAUGAACGAGCAAAUUUUCAGGUCGUCGUUGCCACCUAUCCCUCUUUCUCGCAGGUCGAUCUUCACCCAUCUUCUCGGAACGUCUCCAACCACACCACAUCUUGUCGGUGGCUUCCCUGUAUCUUCCCCGGCUUUCAUCGAUGCAGCCACUGGGGUAACAAUUUCCCGUGGGCAACUCCGUUCCUUCGCUCUGCAGCUUGCGCAUUCUCUUAUCAACUUGCCUGAGCCACUUCGACACCAGCCUAAUGGAACUACUACUACCCGACCAACCGUACUCAUUUUCUCUCCGAAUAGCAUCGUUUGGCCCAUAAUGGCUCUCGGCGCUUCUGCUGCGGGCUUUACCGCCACUCUUGCCAACAGUGGAUAUAACCCAGACGAACUCAAGCACCAGUAUGUCGACGCCGGUGCUCAUCUUAUUUUCGUCCACCCGUCACUACUUGACACCGUGAAGAAGAUGCUGACUUCAAUCGGGUGCUCGGAUAUGCACUCCAGAGUUAUUGCGGCUACCUCGGGUUGGCUCACAGGUGUACCAGAUACUAAGAUAUCGGGUGCAUCAGGUUUCGUCUGUCUCGAGAACCUUCUUGGUCGCGGGCAGCUUUCUUGUGAAGUGAACUUCGACGGAGAGCGGUCUGAAGAGACAGCCUAUCUUUGCUACUCCUCAGGAACUACGGGAAAACCCAAAGGCGUACAGACUACCCAUUACAAUGUAACUUCCGUUGUCGACAUGACUAAACCCCUAUGGCCGAACACGAGACCUUGUCUCACGGCAUCCUUAGCGGAAGUGACUGGACCUGAGCAGCCAGAUGUCGCCCUUGGAUCUCUUCCCUACUUUCAUAUCUAUGGACUGGUGACGCUUCUUCUACUUCCGAUUGCUCUUUGCACACCGAGCGUCGUCACCUCUGGGUUCGUUCUCGAAACAUUCUUCAAGGCAGUAGAGAAGUAUCGUGCAACAGGUCUGGUGCUUGUUCCUCCCAUACUGACCGUAUUUGCUCGCCACGAAGGCAGGUAUCCCUUCAACAAAUACGAUCUCGGCUCCCUCCGUACAGUACUCAGUGGAGCUGCACCGCUCAGCCGGGACUUGGUACUGGCCGUUAAGAAACGCUUUGAGGGGGCGGGGUAUAACGUCACUGUCACUCAGGGGUAUGGCCUUACGGAGACGUCGCCCAUCGUGUUCAUACUGCCUGACAAACAUGCGUACCAUCAUCCGGGCUCUGUGGGAGUAGCACUCCCCAACCUAGAGGUUCGACUAGCUCGUGAGGACAAUGGAGAGGUUUUGACUGAUAUUGAAGGUGGUGGAGAAGUAUGGGUAAGAGGACCGACAGUCAUGAAGGGCUACCUCAACAACCCGUCAGCCACCGCUGCAGCCAUCACCGACGAUGGCUGGUUCAAAACGGGUGACAUCGCUAUCUGCAGUAAAGAUGGAUUCUUCACGAUCGUCGAUAGACGGAAGGAGCUGAUUAAAUACAAGGGGUUCCAAGUGCCACCUGCCGAGCUCGAGUCGCUACUCUUGCAACAUCCUGAUGUGGCAGAUGCAGCGGUCAUCGGUGUACUAAGCACGGAGACAACAGAAUUACCUAGGGCUUAUAUCGUCCCUGCACGAGCUGUCGCGAAGGAGAACGCAGAGACGUUUGCGCUAGGCAUUCAAAAAUGGGUCGCUCAACGAGUUGCUCCACACAAGAAGCUACGUGGGGGAAUUGUUCUGGUAGAACAUAUUCCGAAGAGUGCGUCUGGAAAGAUUCUACGUCGUGAACUUCGUGAUCGUUCUGCGUCAGACAUGGUAUAUGGUCAGAUUGGAGUCCGUGCUAAACUGUGAUGGGGGUAUUGCUGCGAGAGUAGGCUCCUGUGUGUUUUGUCUUACGAUGGCGGGAGCCUGUUGGAUCAAGGAGAUUAGUUGGUUUGUCUUCCAUGUUCCGCUGUUUUUGGGAUUCCAUGUUGACCUAGGAGACGCACCCCUGCAAUACCAUUCGAACUGAUCAAACUGUUUACCAGACUUCCAGCUUUGGGGCGUGCCCAGCGCUAGAAGGCUGUUGUAAGGUAAAUCGCCUUUUCGUGCUUGUCUCGUUGCAGUUUGAUACUCAGGAACACCACCUUUCUUGUUGGAAUAUGCCACCCGUCCGAGUGCGCUUGACUACCAGUUGUUGCAAGGUAAAUCACCUUUUCGCGUUUGUUCCGUUGCAGUUUGAUACUCAGGAAAUACCACCUUUCCCGUUGGAGUAUGCCACU